Molecule: messenger RNA, 1801 nt
Organism: Bursaphelenchus xylophilus (pine wood nematode)
Lineage: Eukaryota; Metazoa; Nematoda; Chromadorea; Rhabditida; Aphelenchoididae
Source: the annotation of a GenBank genome assembly
AUGUCUAGAGUGUUGCUUCUUAUCCUGAAUGUGGUUUUUGCACAUGAUCAUAUCCAUUUGGAAGGGGAAACGUAUUUUAAAUCUGUAAAACAACUUACAUUUGGAGGUCAAAAUGCAGAAGCGUAUUUUAGGUAACAUAAAAUAGAAUAAUGUAAAGCGUAUUUUAGCUUUGACAAUAAAAAGCUGACUUAUCAAGCCAUGGGUGGUCCUUAUGGCACUGAUUGUGACCAAGUAAGUAUAUAAAAAUCGCAAAAAUUUGUCCUUUCAGAUCUAUCAAAUCGACCUUGAUCAUCCGGAUACAACUCCAAGAAGAGUGUCUUCCGGAAAUGGAGUAUGCACUUGUUCCUACUUUCUUCCUGAUAAUCGAAGCUUUAUCUUUGCUUCAACUUUUCUGACUGUAAGUAGUAAUUUCAAAUAGUAAUCACUACAAAGGCCAACUCUACCAACAAAAACACCUGUCCUAUAAAACAGUGUGACGCCAGGAAUCCAAAGAAUAAAGAAGGGAAACUCCAUGAACUCUGCAACAAAAACGAGAGUUAUUUUUGGGAUAUUAUCCCAGAUUAUGAUAUCUUCGUGGCUAAUGAAUACGGUACUAUUAUCAAACAGCUAACCUUCCAUAAGGGAUAUGAUGCCGAAGCAGUGUUGUCUCCGGAUGGAGAGACCAUUUUAUAUACAAGUGACUUCACUGGAGACCUCGAAUUACAUCUUAUGACUGUCAAUGGAACUUAUUUGGAACAGGUAGGGUAUUCACAGCGGUGGAGCGACGAUUGGGGAAAAAGAUGAUUUGGGGAGUAUUAUUUUUCGUCGAUGCAAGUGUCGAAAUUAUGAUAAACGAUGGCGCUGAUUUCGAAAAUGACAUUCAUUUUUUUGAUUACCUUCUUUCUUAAGUAGUACUGUAAAGUAUCAAAAAAUUAAUAGUAAUUUUUUGAAUACUCGAUUUAGAUGUUUUCGAUAGUGUUGAUUUCGAAAAUGAUGUUCAUUUUUUGAUUGUUACUUUUUUUCUUUACUUUAGGAGUGCCCCAAAUUUAUAUUUUCCAAUUAACUACUUCGAAAUCAGCACCAUCGAAAACCCCUAAAUCAAGUAUUUAUGAAAAAUAUUCAAAAAAUUACUACUUUACAGUUUUGCUUAAGGAAAAAGGUAAUCAAAAAAGUUAUGUCAUUUUCGAAAUCAGCGCCAUCGAUUACCUUACUUUCGACGCUUUAUAUAUACAUACUAGAUCACAAACGAAUUGGGCUACGAUGGUGGGGCCUUCUUUAGUCCCAAUGGUAAGAAGAUCGUUUAUCGAGCAUCCAGACCUCGAACUGAAGAAGAGAUCCAACAUUAUAAGGAUCUUCUCGAAUAUCACAUCGUGGAACCCGUGGAGAUGGAGAUCUUUGUUUAUGAUCUAGAGACCAGGAAUCAUACUCAAGUCACCAAUCUGACCGGGGCUAAUUGGGCACCUUAUUAUUUGAAUGACAACAAAAGAAUCAUCUUCAGUUCGAAUCAUCAGAGUAAAGGAGGGAGUUUCCAUGAUUUCUCCCUGUAUAUUAUAAAUGAUGAUGGAACAGGAUUGGAAAGAGUAAGUAAGAAACGCCUCAUCCCAAAGUUUUCCAGGUUACCGCCACUGGUAACUUUGAUGCUUUUCCAAUGCAAAGUUAUGAUGGGAAGUAUGUCGUCUUUGGUAGUACAAGAAAUGGAUCGUCCGGACACGAGAUUAAUAUAUUUCUGGCUGAAUGGAACGAAUCUUCUGUCUCGCCAUUGUCAGUUAGCUCAUUUUUGUUCGUUUUUCUUGGGUUUGUUACUUUAUUCAUUGUCAGAUAA